CAGGAUCCAACACUCCCACAACGAGCAAGAACUGAAAGUGUGAUAUACAGAGAAGUGAUGGGGAAGUCAAUCGCAAUGAACGGUGGAGAGGGCCCCAACAGUUACACCCAUAACUCCAAGCAACAGCGAAAGGGAUCAGAUCGUGCAAAGGUCUUAUUAAGCAAUUGCAUCCAAGAGAAGCUAACAGUCGAAAACAAAUUGAAUACUGCAAACCAACAAAUCUUCAGAAUUGCGGAUCUUGGAUGUUCAGUUGGACCCAACACCUUUGCCUCUGUCCAAACAAUAAUAGAAGCAACAGAGCUUACUUUCAAAACCCAGAUUCUCGAGUAUAAACCGCCGGAAUUCCAAGUGUUCUUCAAUGAUCAUGUCGGUAACGACUUCAAUACACUGUUCAAAGCGCUUCCAUUGGAUAGGCAAUACAUGGCGGUCGGAGUCCCGGGCUCUUUUCAUGGGCGACUGUUUCCCAAGGCCUCAAUGAACUUCAUGCAUUCCUCUUUUGCUCUUCACUGGCUGACAAAGGUUCCUGAGGAAGUGACAGAAGAGAACUCUUCCGCAUGGAAUAAGGGGAGAAUUAGCUACGUGGGUAGUUCUUCUGAAGUUGUGAAGGCUUACACAGAACAAUUUGUUAGGGACAUGGAGGGUUUCUUCAGAGCAAGGGCUGUAGAAUUGAGCAGCCAUGGAUUGAUGGCAAUUCUCAUGCCUUGCCGCCCAGAGGGAACCCUUCCUUCUGAGUCAAUUAUCAUGCAAGUAUUUGAGGUUUUGGGAUGUGCGCUUACAGAUAUGGCUAAAGAGGGUCUGGUAAGUGAAGCUCUUGUGGACUCAUUCAAUCUACCCAUUUUUAUCCCAACUGGCAACGAAGUAAAAGAAGUGCUCUCAAAUAUCGAGCAUCUUACAAUUGAGAAGUCAGAGGAAAUAAACUACCCACCAAACCUUAGCAAUCUUGAAGAUGUUCGAUCGUGCAUUGGUCAUGUAAGAGCAGUAAUGGAAGGCAUCUUAUGCGAACACUUUGGAGCUGAGCUCCUUGACCAACUUUUUGAGAGGUACUCAAACAAGGUUGAACAGUUCUCCAAGACCUCAGUCUUUACUCGAAUUGAGAAGCUGGAAAACUUAUUUCUACUCCUGAAGCGCAAUCCUAGUUCCUAGAAUUGCUCCAGAACCGCGCGCCAUUAAUGAACAUGCAGCUUCUAUCAACAAAUUUCGAUCCAAAGAAAUAAUAUCAGAAAGAUGCUGAAAUGUUUUGUCACUGACUGUUGAAAAUUUCAGCAUUUUUAUAUAUAGGUAUUAAUCAUUUGGUGCAGUAGUUUGAUUUGAUUAUUCAAAAGCUGCACCAAAUUAAGUAAUCUGGUUUAUGACGCUGCAUGUACCAACUUUCAUGAGCAAGUCAAGAAGAAAUAAACGAAGUCUAGCUUGUCUCCAA
Molecule: messenger RNA, 1417 nt
Organism: Juglans regia (Persian walnut)
Lineage: Eukaryota; Viridiplantae; Streptophyta; Magnoliopsida; Fagales; Juglandaceae
Product: loganic acid O-methyltransferase-like
Exons: 3
Coding region: 58-1143 (361 amino acids)
Biological process (GO): methylation
Molecular function (GO): S-adenosylmethionine-dependent methyltransferase activity
Source: RefSeq, a predicted model, not a curated record